AUUUUGCACGAAGAACUUUKACCAACCAACCAACCAUUUCUUUCAGGGCGCAAGCUGUUUUCAAAGUCGACAAAGCUUUUUACAGACUGGACAAGGACUGAUGACAAACAUGAAUGGAUCUAAUACAACAAGUGGUAGUAUCACUAAUGGUUCUUCGUUUCCUGUAUAUACAAUMGCUGGUUUUCUAGGAGUCUUGGCCGUGCUCAUCUUCAGUGCUAACGCGUUCGUUAUCUACUUGUAUUUACACCGUUCAGARCUGAGAACCAUCACAAACUUGUGCCUCGUGUUUCUUGCUGUAUCUGAUUUGCUGGCGGCAGUGAUAGUCAUUCCCAUCGUCAUUUUGACUUCUCUCUCCUUCACACCCUAUUUAAGCAUACCUACUGAUGUACGWGAAGUUUUGUUGACGUCAAAUGAUCUUGCAUCGAGGUUUGUGGCAAUCUCAACUGUCUUCCACCUCUUGCUUGUGACUCUAGAGAGGUACAUCAUGAUCGUGUUUCCAAUGCGRUACGUGAGGAUUGUAAACAGAAAAAGAGUUAAAACAUGUUUAAUUUUCGUGUGGUGUUUCUCUCUGSUUGUCAUUCUGAUUCAGUUGUCAUGGCUAAUACCGCUGACUGGUAAGAAAACUGCACGUGCUGAUUUGGUGUACAGCAUGACUACAUUCUUUGGGAUAGUUGUACCGGYGUUCUUGAUGUUAAUUGCGACUUACUACCACAUCUACCGAGAGGUUUGUCAGCAAAUUAAGAGUAUUCAACAGGCGACACCAUUUCUCAUGCAUUUGGACGACGCGGAAAGACGACGACAAGAAAGAAACUCACAAGCAAAGAAAGACAAACGACUCGAGGCGAGAGCAGUGAUCAUAUUUGCACUGAUGUUGGGCACGUUUGUAAUCGGUUGGUUCCCCUAUUUUAUCCUAGGAAUUUUAUCUGACUUACAGGUCAAUAUCAAUCUCUCUAUGGAUGUUAACAUCAUGCUACUGUUUGCAAGAUUUUGUGUGUCUUUGAUCAACCCACUUCUGUAUACGUUUUUAAAAGCAGAUUUUAGGAUGGCGAUGCGUAAGACUAACGUUCUUAGAMACAGAAGCACUAUACUAACAAGAGCAUAGGGGUUUASUUGAUAUAUUGACUAUUUUAAAAUUCAGURCAGGCGAGAAUAGCCUCGUUCCUAGGAUAGAAAACAAUAGAAUAAAYAAUCAAUUUACACUGACAUACGGAUUCAAGGCUACCACCYUGUACUUGAAUUCUUCGUUUUCACUAUGUAUCACAGCGGCCAUCUUGGAGGAACUUCAACAAAGGAUUUCUCAUUAGUAUCUAUAUAUUGUCCAUUCCUCCCACAUGGCCGCCGAUCUUUYAUCUUUUGAAUCUCAUGGGAAUGAUUGAAAACGAUCAAUUGUAAGAAUAGUCAAUACUAGUAUCUAAAAGACCCUUUCAAAAGCCAAAUCUCACAAUUUCCAGUGAAUAGCCGCAGUGAUGAGCAUAGCCGCUGUACAUGUGAGAUUUGGCAUUUGAAUUGACUGCUAUACAAACAUUGAAAUACAAAAUCAAAAAACAUCAAAAGACAAAAAAAAGAUAAAAUAAUUCGUUAGCCAAUUAUGAUUAUCAAAAUAUACAUAAUCGCAGGAAGAAUAGCACUUACAAAGAAAACAUUUACUACCAGGCAACUCAGGGCCUUUAAUAGUCAGGUAAUCAUGGGAAGGUGAUCGGUCGAAGAUAUAUUUUCUACCUUUGGAAGUUAAUGGUCAUACAUAUUCAUAGAAGCUCUUAAGUUACAUUCAUAUUUCCAAUAUGAAUGACGGCACAACCAUUCUUAGAUCAUAUUUGAGUUGUCUUUGCUUCCAAGUAUAUAGACMCCUUGCAUGURACGUCAAAGCAGCUUCAUCUGGAGGAYAAAACAAAAUAUUUUUGCCCUUUUGGUAACUAGAAUCUAUUCAUUUGUUGAAAUUGCAUUCCCACGAACUGCAAGGGGUCUAUUAGCGUGGAUGCGCAAGGAACGCGGAGUCUUUUCCUUUAAGGACAUCAUGGAUGAUACUGAUGACUGCGUGCAAUUAGUUAUGAUUAACAAUUCACUGUACAUUUGUAUUUAAUCUUGACAGUAAGCAUUCUUGAAGUGCAGUAGUUCAAGCCUGUGUAAAAAUUAAAGGUUUUUGAGAUUAAUAAAAUGUAAACAUAG
This is a messenger RNA of Exaiptasia diaphana, 2166 nucleotides long. RefSeq names its product histamine H2 receptor-like. The record is from RefSeq and is a predicted model, not a curated record. Gene Ontology annotation, molecular function: G protein-coupled receptor activity. Bases 101 to 1102 code for a protein of 333 amino acids. Lineage: Eukaryota; Metazoa; Cnidaria; Anthozoa; Actiniaria; Aiptasiidae. The transcript is spliced from 2 exons. Gene Ontology annotation, cellular component: membrane. Gene Ontology annotation, biological process: G protein-coupled receptor signaling pathway.